This is a messenger RNA of Nelumbo nucifera (sacred lotus), 1992 nucleotides long. The record is from RefSeq and is a predicted model, not a curated record. Lineage: Eukaryota; Viridiplantae; Streptophyta; Magnoliopsida; Proteales; Nelumbonaceae.
AUGUUUGUUAAGCUUGCAGAAUUGUCUCUGCUUCUGCUUUUGGUUGUGUGGUUUGCGGAUUCAGAAAAUUCUGGUUUCACCUACAAUGGCUUCCGAGGUGCUGACUUGAGCAUGGAUGGUCUUGCACAAAUAACACCAAGCGGCCUAUUGAUGUUAACCAACCGCUCUGCACAGCAGACAGGUCAUGCCUUCUAUCCCUACCCACUCCAAUUCAAGAACCAACCGGACGGUGAAGUCUUCUCUUUCUCUACCAGUUUCGUGUUCGGCAUCAUCCCUCAGCACGAGUACUCAGAUAUAGGCGGCAAUGGAAUGACUUUCGUGAUCGCACCAUCAAGAGGUCUCCCAGGUUCUCUACCAAGCCAAUAUCUAGGUCUCUUCAACGGUUCGAACAACGGAAACUCAUCUAACCAAGUUGUUGCAGUUGAACUCGACACAAUUGAUAACAUUGAAUUUGCUGAUAUCAAUAAUAACCAUAUAGGUAUUGACAUUAACAACUUAACGUCUGUUGAUUCCGCACCGGCGUCUUAUUUUACUGAUAAAAAUGGAGCGCAUAAGAACCUAACCCUCAAAAGUGGAAAAGCAAUGCAACUGUGGAUCGAAUAUGAUGGUUUCAAUACUCGAAUUAAUGUGACAUUAGCUCCGAUUAAUGUGCCUAAACCAGAUAUCCCACUCUUGUCCGUGGUUUAUGAUCUUUCUCCGAUCAUAAAAGACCAAAUGUACGUUGGCUUCUCGGCAGCUGUGGCCUCAGUUCUCACAUCCCAUUACGUGUUAGGAUGGAGCUUUAAGAUCAAUGGUCCAGCCAACAAGCUUACUCUCUCUCAACUUCCUAAGCUUCCUCGAGAAGGACCCAAACAGAAAUCUAAGUUUGUCACAUUUGGGUUGCCCAUUAUUGGCCUCGUUUUAAUGUCCACCGUGAUCGCCGGCAUUCUUUUUAUAUUGAGAAGGAAGAGAAAGUUCGCUGAAGUACAUGAGGAUUGGGAACUGCAGUAUGGGCCUCAUAGGUUCAAAUUCAAGGAUCUCUAUAUCGCCACCAGAGGAUUCAGCGAAAAGGAGCUUCUGGGUAUGGGCGGUUCCGGUAGGGUGUACAGAGGCAUACUACCCACUUCCAAAGUCGAAGUUGCAGUGAAGAGAGUGUCCCAUGAAUCAAGACAGGGAAUGAAAGAAUUUGUUGCCGAGAUUGUUAGCAUCGGUCGGCUGCGUCACCGGAACUUAAUACCACUCUUGGGCUAUUGUCGGCGUAAAGGAGAACUUUUCUUGGUCUACGAUUACAUGCCGAAUGGAAGUUUGGACAAGUUCAUCUUGGAGCAACCGAAGUCUACACUCAACUGGGGUCAAAGAUUUGGAAUCAUCAAAGGGGUUGCAUCCGGGCUGUUUUAUCUACACGAAGAAUGGGAGAAGAUCGUUGUUCACAGAGACGUAAAGUCCAGCAAUGUCCUAUUAGAUAGCGAAUUCAAUGGUAGAUUGGGAGAUUUCGGACUGUCGAGGCUAUACGAUCAUGGAACCGAUCCACAGACGACGCAUGUGGUAGGGACGCUAGGUUAUCUUGCACCAGAGAUUGCUAGAACUAGUAAGCCAACUCCGAGCACGGAUGUGUUUGCUUUUGGGGCGUUUAUGCUUGAAGUGGCUUGUGGGAGGAGGCCUAUAGAGCCACAAGCAUCGGGUGAGGACGUUAUUUUGAUUGAUUGGGUGUUGUCGUUUUGGAGCAGAGGGGCAAUUCUUGAUGCAGCAGAUCCAAAAUUGGGUGGUGAUUAUGUGGUUGAGGAAAUGGAUUUACUAUUGAAGCUUGGCCUUGUUUGCUGUAGCUCAAUUCCGAGAGGUAGGCCGACCAUGCGUCAAGUAUUGGAGUUUCUGAACGGCGAUGCCCCUCUUCCGGACCCGUUGUUGGUUAGUGCCAGUGGUCUUAUAUUUACAGGCGGUGAAGGCUUCAACGAGUUUGCUAUCUCGUUGGCAGAGUCUCUCCUCUCCACAGGUCGUUAGUUUAAUUAAUCAGCA